CUGCAGCAGAGAAUGAGCAUUUUGGAAGGAGCUCUGAGGAGGAGAAAGCCCUUGUGGUGUUGAAAUCGCUCAAAGCCGUUCAACCGUGUUUGUCGUCACUGGCACACAGGAGGUCGGGCCCAGGCACACCACUUGUCCAUCGCCACUGUAACCGGCCUUUGGGCCCAACGCCAAGGGUAAAAUCAAAUCCAUAUUCGUUUGCUGGUGUAAUAUUCAAGUACAAUUCCUCGAACAAUCUGGAGAAUCCAGAGGACAACGAUCAACGCUGGACCCUGCAUUCUCCUCGCGGUGCCGACGAGGCGCACAACGGGCCACAUUCUCGCAAAUCAACGAGAGUUAUUGCUUGGGCCCAGGUCCAGUGCUGCCUUUCGUCUAUAAAAAGGGUCGAUUUUGGACCUCUGGGAAAAUCUACUGUUGAAAACGUGGAUAACUUCUCGGUCACCGUAAAUGUCACCAAUACGGGAGACGAGACCCUCAAAUUAUACCAAGACCCCCGCGGUGCUCUCUCUACUUUCCCUGAGAAUACGUUCAAAAUCGCUGCCAUUGAUGGAGAAGACACCCCAAACUUUGCGGGAGCUCGUGUUAAAUACGGCUUUUCGGUUGCCACCAAUUUCGUCACAUUGGAACCCGGAGCUAGUGUCGUCGUCAGUCAUGAUCUUUCCAAGGCAUACGAAUUUGCCAAAGUCGGUGACUACAACAUUGAGGCGCACAAUCUUUUUUAUUACCAAGACGCAUCUGGCUCUCCUGUACCAUUGCGUGCGAACGUUGACUCUACGUACACCGCCAAAUUAUCCGGCAACCUCGUUUCUACAUCUCUCUCCAAGCGCAGGGCAGAGGGUGUUGAAAAGAGGGCAGAAAGUAACACACUAUAUCGCAGGGGUGGCAGGCUUCAGAAGCGUCAAACAUAUACCGGAUGUUCCAGCGAGCAGAAGAAAGCUAUCGACCGUGCUGUCCCUAUUGCUGUGAACUACGUCGACCGAUCUAUCCAGUACCUUAGGACACUUGUCUCAGGUAAACCCCGCUUUGAAAGUUGGUUUGGUGCAUAUCGUCGUGAUAGGCACACCGUCGUAUCAGGACACUUCAAUCUUAUCAAGCAGGACAACCCAACUACGUAUAACUACGACUGUCGAUGUCUUGAAUUUGCGGGUACUGAGAAUGCGGACG
This is a messenger RNA of Acaulospora colombiana, 1164 nucleotides long. NCBI's taxonomy places the organism in Eukaryota, Fungi, Glomeromycota, Glomeromycetes, Diversisporales, Acaulosporaceae. The record is from the annotation of a GenBank genome assembly.